AUGGAGGAAUACACUAUUAAGCGGAAGAUUGGCGAUGGCGCCCAAGGUGUCGUGUACGAGGUGGAGCACCGCACCUCGAAGACGAGCUAUGCGAUGAAGGUGAUCUGCUGCACCGACCAGGAGCAGGUAAACAUGGCACUAAAGGAGAUCAAGGUGCUGCUGCAGCUGCGCCACCCCAGCAUUGUCUCUUACGUCGACUUCUUCCUGGUCUUCAACAGUGUCAAGCUCCGCCGUGAGUUCGCCGCACAGAGCGAAGGCGCGUGUGGCAGCGGAGGAUGUGGUAACGGGCAGCAGCGAGAGCAAGACAGCCUCUUCCUUUGCAGCCUGUCGAACAGCGAGCUCGACCACGGCUGCGCCGCCGACAGUGGAUGGAAACCGGCGGCUGCAGAAGCCUCGUCGAACGCCCCGACAGGAAAGCCGCAGAGCGGCGCCACCCGCGUUGUUCCGACCUCGCUGCUCAGCAAGCACCGGCAGCAGGCAGGAGCGCACUGGCUCGGCGAGGAGGAGAUCGCCGUGUGUCUCGUGAUGGAGCUCUGUAGCAACGGUGACAUGCAAGGGCUCGUUCGGGAGACGCGACAGGAGUUCAUGAAGACGGGUAGCCACAGCAUCGCAGAGGCGCAGGCGGUGUCAUGGCUCGAGCAGGCUGCGGCCGCGCUACAGUUCAUUCAUAAUAAGGGUUUUUUGCAUCGCGACCUGAAGCCGACGAACAUCUUCUUCGACGAGUACAAGAACAUCAAGGUCGGUGACUUUGGCCUGGCGGCGACGGUCGGGCUUGGCCGCAACUCGGCGGUGGGGACACCCUACUAUCUAGCGCCAGAGCGCAUGCUGCAGCAGCGCUAUGACGGCAAGGUGGACAUCUGGGGUCUCGGCGUCGUCUUGCUCGAGCUUCUGACGCUGCGCGAACAGCCGAUCAACAGCAUGUUGCUAGAGAACCCGAAAGUGGUGGACACAGUGAUUCCGCAAAUCACCAAAAUGGGCUACUCCACUAAGCUGGCUACUCUGCUGCGGGACAUGCUGCAGCGCCAGCCGCAAGACCGCCCCACCCCGUCCUCCAUUUUGCACCGCUUGGCGAGCAUCACCGCCACCUCGCCGCACCCCGGCAUGUCCGCGACGCUCUUUGCGGGGAUGAGCUGUCCGAAACUAACAGAGGCGCUCUGCGACGUCUGCGAAGUCGAAGUCGCCGGCGUCAUGUGCUCGAGCUGCAAAGCUGCCUUCUGCGCCGGAUGUGAUCGUGCCCGUCACAGGCACCACUCGCGCCAAAGCCACGACCGAACGAACAUGUCGUCUAUUGUGAACAGCAUGAACGGCGCCUCCUCCCUGCCUCUGUCGGCGACGCCGAUGCAGCAGCAGCAGCAGCAGCAGAAAACGCUGUCCUUCUCGCGGGGACCUUCGCCGGCAAACACCUCAGACCAGACGCGGGCGAGCAUGCAGAACAUCGUCGUCUUUCCGUCCAGCAACAGCAGCCACUCCCGCACGCUGCCGCGCGAGCGCGAGAUGAACAGCAGGACAUUCACCCGUUUUCAGCUGGCGCUGCCGGGGCGUAGCGUAUCCAUGUCUGACUUCUCCAUGACGCAGGGAUUGCAGGGGCCCCGCGACGGGUCUGGCAUCAACGCGGCCGUAGCAGAGACGGUGCUGCGUGUCCCAGAUGAUGUGCCGAGCCUCGCCCAGGCAUUACGGGUGGUUGAGAGCAUGCCGCACAUUCGCAAAAUCCUCGUCGCCGGUAACACAACGCACACGGUGCCGCUUGUGCUUACAUCUCGACUGCCGGACAGCAUCAAACUUGUUGGUGAGUCACCGCCGCCGAUGCUGGAGGUGGCGGACAGCCCAUUUGCGUUGCACUGCCACUCUGGUAGGGGUAGUGUGGAAAACUUCAUCCUGCGCCAUGUCGGCCGCUUCUGCUUCAAGCUGCUCAAACUGGACACAAAUCUCCACCAGACAGACGCAAACGCAAUGACAUCGGCGCCUGCAAAAAAGCCGUCGCGGCCGACCGCCGUGUCUAUCACGGGAGGCGAGUGGAGACUGCACAAGUGUCGCAUCUCGUGCGUCGAGGGAAGUGGCGUGACGGUGGGCGGGAGCAAGCACACCCCCUCUUCUGCCACCAACGGACAGAACCCCUCCGCGACCGGCGCGCGGUCGUCACGUCCGCCGCAAUCUCCGAGCCUGGUCGCUCGCUCAAGCCUGGUGAACGGCGCCGAUGAGGGUGCAGAGGACGCGGACGUCAUGUCCAUGGAGCCGAUCAUAACCAAGUGCAGCUUCAUCGACGUCACCGCAGCCGGCAUUGUUGUCAUGGAAAAGUCGCGAGGCCUCUACGAGGGCAACACGUUCUCUGGCUGCGGUUUUGCCGCUUUUCUGCUCCGAAAGGAUGCGACGCCGCGCAUUCGUGCCAACCACAUCACCGACGGUGCCGAGGCAGGAAUAUUUUGCCAAGAUGCUUCGGGGUUGAUGGAGUACAACGUGAUUGCGCAGAACGCGGGCUGCGGCAUCGUCGUUAAGGGGGCGUCCGCGGUGCCGGUUAUUCGCAAGAAUCGCGUUCUGUCCAACGUACAGGCUGGUGUUUUCUGCUGCGACAAGGCAGCGCCGUUUGUCUCCGAUAACGAGAUUCGCCAGAACGGCAAGGCCGGCGUGUUGGUGAAGACGACCGCCGCACCGAAGAUCACCCGCAACGUCAUCGAGAGCGGCAAGGAGGCUGGCAUUUACAUCUUUGAGAAGGGUGCCGGCAUCAUCGAGGAGAACCGUAUCCGCGGCAACCAGAACGCCGGCCUGCUUGUCACCACCGGCGGGAAUCCGCACGUCAUCCAUAACACCAUCACCAAGAACGCGUACGAGGGGAUUUGGGUGUGCAAGCACGGCGGCGGCACCUUCUGCGACAACGAUUUGCGCGGAAACACAAAGGGGGCCAAGGACAUCGAGGCGGACAGCCGCGUCACAUGGGUGGGUAAUGUCGAGCAGUAA
This is a messenger RNA of Leishmania major strain Friedlin, 2952 nucleotides long. Its product is annotated as putative protein kinase. The record is from RefSeq and is a predicted model, not a curated record. NCBI's taxonomy places the organism in Eukaryota, Euglenozoa, Kinetoplastea, Trypanosomatida, Trypanosomatidae. Gene Ontology annotation, molecular function: protein kinase activity; zinc ion binding; ATP binding. Bases 1 to 2952 code for a protein of 983 amino acids. The transcript has a single exon. Gene Ontology annotation, biological process: protein phosphorylation.